This is a messenger RNA of Acanthosepion pharaonis, 1326 nucleotides long. Lineage: Eukaryota; Metazoa; Mollusca; Cephalopoda; Sepiida; Sepiidae. The record is from the annotation of a GenBank genome assembly.
AUGUCACAAGGUAAAGAUGGCUGUCAGUACUUGCGUAAGAUGGCUUGCAAAAGGGUGAACACAACUGCAACAGCACGAUUAAAACAAGAUUACUUGAGAAUUAUGAAGGACCCUGUACCCUACGUGAAGGCUGUACCCCUCCCUUCAAAUAUUUUGGAAUGGCAUUACACAGUUUUAGGACCUGAAAAUUCUCCCUAUGAAGGUGGCAUGUACCAUGGCAAAUUGGUUUUCCCUCGAGAAUAUCCUUUCAAGCCACCAAGUAUCUACAUGCUGACCCCCAGUGGAAGAUUCAAGUGUAAUACAAAGUUAUGCCUGUCAAUUAGUGAUUUCCACCCAGACACAUGGAACCCUGCCUGGUCUGUAUCAACUAUCCUCACAGGCCUUCUAAGUUUUAUGUUGGAGAAAAGUCCGACUCUGGGAAGUCUUGAAACUUCAGACUACACUAAACGACAGUUGGCUGCCCAAAGUAAGCAGUUUAACCUCCAGAACAAGACAUAUUGUGAUCUUUUCCCAGAAAUUGUUGAGAGUAUCCGACAGGAGGAAUUACAGAAAAAUUCAUCUAAUGCCUUGACCAGUGGUCAACAAAGCACCAAUCAACUCCCUAUAGCGACCAAUUACCGAUAUUGUGGCUUCUUCAGCUGUGCAGUCACCAACAUUUUUGUUGUUGUUGUAUUUGCAGCAUUUGUCUACAUGACCAGUACACAGCUGAAAUAUAACAUCCUCCCUACCGAAAUCUAUCUAUCUAUCUAUCUAUCUAUCUAUCUAUCUAUCUAUCUAUCUAUCUCAGUCUGCUCAUUAUCUAUCUAUCUAUCUAUCUAUCUAUCUAUCUAUCUAUCUAUCUAUCUCAGUCUGCUCAUUAUCUAUCUAUCUAUCUAUCUAUCUAUCUAUCUAUCUAUCUAUCUAUCUAUCUAUCUAGUCUUAUCUUAUCAUCUAUCUAUCUAUCUAUCUAUCUAUCUAUCUAUCUAUCUAUAUUGCAUCCUCCCUCUUCGAAAAGAGGAGCUAACUCCGACAUAUAUCUAUCUAUCUAUCUAUCUAUCUAUCUAUCUAUCUAUCUAUCUAUCUAUCUAUAUACAACAAUUCGAAUAUUUUUCAUCAUAUUUUUCACAGCCUCCUCACGACUUACAAUCUUGGCGGGCGCCGACAGGACCGCAUGUUCGUAAACGGCCGCCCUAUCUUAACAACACAAAGAAAAAGACGUCAUAUUUAUGGUCCCUCAAAUUUGAAGAAAAACUAAUCUCUCUUUCAUUAAAGCCUUUCUUCUCUCUUUUAUUCCUUCUUCCUCCCCUUCAUUUAUCCCUCCAUACUUUCACUCCUUUGUUGUCUUAG